CCACACAGCAAAGGCAGGAAUUUCUUUACUUCCCAAAAAGCCAGAGGAGUCGUAUUCAUCUGAUGGCUUUUCCUUUUCUCCCUGGCUCCAAUUUGCAGCGAGUAUUUUUUUUUUUUUUGCAAAAGCGCUCAUCCCCGAAGCUAACAAUAAAACUGUGUGUGCGUGUGUGAGCGAGAAGAGGGAGGGAGAGAGCAAUACAACAGCCUGGCAAUGUGAGACGGCAUCGGAGAGCUGCGAGACCAGGGGAGCUGGUGAAGAGACGCAAACCCCUCGCCCUGGGCUCAGUGUGAGCCCAUUGGUUCCUCAGCUGCUGGUUUAAAGCAGAGAAGAGCUUGGAGGAUCGGACUGCACAGCCAACCGCAGACUCUCAGCCAAGUUGUCAGCACGCUGGGAAGAAGAGAAGCUCACACACGCACACACACAGGAGAUUGCAGGGUGUCCGCAGUUUGAUGUGCUCUUUUUUUUUUUCCAGAAGGGAAGAGAGGGGACCAAAUAAAUCACAAAAGGGGGAAGGAGCUUGAUCCAGCCCAGUUCUGCGGGGAAUAAUGGAUGUGACCAUAUCUCAGUUCAUCCUAGAAGAAUUUGAUGUCAACUGCAGCCUCCUGGAUCGUUUACAAGAGACUUUUUUAGAGAGUUCCUCUAUCCCUUUCCUGGGCUUUGAUGGUCCGUACUGCAAUGCCACAACCGAUCAGAUCGGGACCUGCUGGCCCAGAACCUCGGCGGGGGAACUGGUAGAAAGACCCUGCCCGGAGUUCUUCAAUGGGAUCAAAUACAACACCACGAGAAAUGCCUACAGAGAAUGCCUGGGCAACGGGACAUGGGCUUCCAAGAUAAACUACUCCCAGUGCGAGCCUAUUUUGGAUGACAAGAGGAAGUACGCACUCCAUUACAAGAUUGCUCUCAUCAUAAACUACCUGGGGCACUGUAUAUCAGUAGGGGCCCUUAUAGUUGCCUUUAUGCUUUUCUUGUGCUUGAGGAGUAUCAGAUGCCUGCGGAAUAUUAUCCACUGGAACCUGAUCACCACUUUCAUCCUGAGGAAUGUGAUGUGGUUUCUACUUCAAAUGAUAGAUCACAACAUACAUGAAAGCAAUGAACCCUGGUGUCGAUGUAUUACCACUGUCUACAAUUAUUUUGUGGUGACCAACUUCUUCUGGAUGUUUGUUGAAGGCUGCUACUUACACACUGCUAUAGUGAUGACUUAUUCCACAGAUAAGCUGCGGAAAUGGGUCUUUCUCUUCAUAGGAUGGUGUAUUCCUUGCCCAAUCAUCAUUGCCUGGGCCAUUGGCAAACUAUAUUACGAAAAUGAACAGUGCUGGUUUGGAAAGGAGCCAGGGAAAUAUAUUGACUACAUAUAUCAAGGGCCAGUGAUUCUUGUUCUUCUGAUAAAUUUUGUAUUUCUAUUUAACAUAGUUAGGAUUUUAAUGACAAAGCUGAGAGCUUCAACCACUUCAGAAACAAUACAGUACAGGAAGGCAGUCAAGGCAACAUUAGUUCUUCUGCCUCUUCUAGGCAUCACCUAUAUGCUUUUCUUUGUCAAUCCCGGUGAAGAUGACAUUUCCCAGAUCGUCUUCAUCUAUUUCAAUUCCUUCCUGCAGUCUUUUCAGGGUUUCUUUGUGUCAGUAUUUUACUGCUUCUUGAAUGGUGAGGUGACUCUUUUUGACUUGAUUGGUUUGAAGCGCAAAUGAUAAAUCUAAUCUGGCGUCGCUGGCUGAGUCCGUUCUGCUGCCAGGAAAAGAUGGCACCGCUGGCAAGACCAUCACUCCCUCCGAGUGCGUGUGGCACGUGCCAUGUCUAUCCCCACCUCUCCAACACGGAUCAGCUUCCACAGUAUCAAACAGACCGCAGCUGUGUGAAAUGCCCCGCUCGUACACGCACAACGUGGUGGCCUUCAGGGUUUUUCUUUCUUCACUCUCCCCAAGCCCCUUUCUUCAAACUUUCUUCCUUUAUUCUGCACUGCUCUUUCACAAUGAGGUGCCCAUCAUAUUUUUGUGGACUCUCAUCUCCCAUAUUCGUGAUGCUGCUUUAAGGCAAACAGGCAAAAGCCUCUUGGAGUAGGUGCUGGCAAAACAGAUUCAAAGAAGAAAGAGAUUCAACACUGACUGCACUUUGUGAAAGUCCACAGUGAAAAGUCUAAACCAGCACACUGACAGGAACAAUCAUUUUUUUUUCCUCCUUUCUUUUUGUUUUGUUUUUCCUUCCAUAUUAUGGUGAAUGAAGACUAUUUUUAACAUACUGCCCAUCUCACUAUGUACAUUGAUUCCCAAUGAUUUCAACAGUUUGGUGUGUAGAUAGCCUUUCUGUUCCUUUGUAAUAAUUUCUUCUCUGCAGAACUGUCAUUUGAGAACAUGUGGCAGCAAGAAAAAGAGCAUCUGAGAGGUGGUGUGAAAACUCCAAAUUUAUCUACCUUACCCAUUUCUCCCUUUGGUAGAUGGGGAGCUGGCCAGGGCAUUGUUGGACUUCUUAACACAGAGCAUGUUGCCUUGCAAGAACCAUGCCCUGCUCAUACACAACCUUUUGAAAAGGACAGUAAUAUCUCUAGAUAGCUCCAUAAAUUAUCCGUAUUCCUCUUAGCCCCACACUUUCGAAACAAUGUAAGUAGCCUUUGGAAAGUCUUUGUUUUUCUUCAACUAAGAGGACUGGGGUGGGAAAGGACAAUAAAGCAUGUUUUCUGGAUUUAAAAUACAUAAAAGGGAAACACUGUAAAAAUAAGAAGGAGAAGAGGAAGUUUGUAAUAUGAGGAUAGUGCUACGUGAUGCACAAAGAUUAUCUAUUGAGCAUUUUGAAGUAGACCAGAUGUAUCUACUAGGCUUUUUAUGUGAUGUUCAAAAAUACUGUAUAUUUUCAAUAAUAAACACUACUCUGGGUUGGUUUCAAUAAAA
Molecule: messenger RNA, 2879 nt
Organism: Columba livia (rock pigeon)
Lineage: Eukaryota; Metazoa; Chordata; Aves; Columbiformes; Columbidae
Gene: CRHR2
Product: corticotropin releasing hormone receptor 2
Exons: 13
Coding region: 546-1685 (379 amino acids)
Biological process (GO): adenylate cyclase-modulating G protein-coupled receptor signaling pathway; long-term synaptic potentiation; cell surface receptor signaling pathway
Cellular component (GO): plasma membrane; axon terminus; dendrite
Molecular function (GO): peptide hormone binding; G protein-coupled peptide receptor activity; corticotrophin-releasing factor receptor activity
Source: RefSeq, a predicted model, not a curated record